UCUCCUUUCACUCCACACGAAGUCCUCCACUUGGAAAUGACCGCACAAUUAAACGCCCCGUGCACAGCGGGGAUGGCCGGGUCCAGCGGGAUCUUGAUAAAAGGGGGUAAAGUUGUGAACGAGGACUGCUCCGUGAUCAGCGACGUCUACAUCGAAAAUGGUAAAAUAGUGGAAGUGGGACUGAACCUUCUGAUCCCGGGGGGAGUGCGAGUCAUCGAUGCCACCGAUAAACUGGUGAUCCCGGGCGGCAUCGACACGCACACACACAUGGAGCUGGAGUUCAUGGGCACCAAGGCUGUGGACGACUUCUACAUCGGAACCAAGGCUGCCCUGGCAGGAGGGACAACAAUGAUCCUGGACUUUGUCAUCCCUCAUAGGGGCAAGUCUCUCCUGGAGGCCUACGACUGCUGGCGAAAGAAAGCUGACCCCAAAGUCUGCUGCGACUACUCGCUGCAUGUCGCCGUCACAUGGUGGAGCGACGAGGUCAAAAAAGAGAUGCAGACGCUCACUGAAGAGAAGGGAGUCAAUUCCUUUAAAAUGUUUAUGGCCUACAAAGACGUGUUCAUGCUGCAGGACUCCGAGCUGUACGCUGCCUUCUCCCACUGUAAGGAGGUCGGAGCCAUAGCUCAGGUGCAUGCCGAGAACGGAGACCUGAUCGCAGAGGGUGCUAAGAAGAUGCUGUCUCUGGGCAUCACGGGGCCAGAGGGCCAUGAGCUGUGUCGGCCGGAGGAGGUGGAGGCCGAGGCCACCCAGCGAGCCAUCACCAUCGCACACGCUGUCAACUGCCCGCUGUACGUGGUCCAUGUCAUGAGCAAAUCUGCUGCCAAGGUGGUGUCUAAUGCACGCAGAGAUGGGCGUGUGGUGUUCGGGGAGCCCAUUGCAGCUGGACUGGGCACCGACGGCACUCACUGCUGGCACAAAGACUGGGCCCAUGCUGCUAGCUUUGUCAUGGGUCCUCCCCUCAGACCUGACCCCAGCACCCCUGGGUACCUCAUGGACCUACUGGCCAAUGAUGAUCUCAGUGUGACGGGGACGGACAACUGCACCUUCUCUGUGUGCCAGAAGGCUCUCGGCAAAGACGACUUCACCAAGAUCCCGAACGGAGUGAACGGAGUGGAGGACAGGAUGUCUGUGAUCUGGGAGAAAGGAGUGCACAGCGGCAAAAUGGACGAGAAUCGAUUUGUAGCCGUCACCAGCAGCAACGCAGCAAAAAUCUUCAACUUCUACCCGCAGAAAGGCCGCGUCGCCAAGAACUCGGAUGCCGACGUGGUUAUAUGGGACCCUGAGAUGACAAGGAGGAUAUCAGCCAAGACCCACCACCAGGCCGUGGACUACAACAUCUUCGAGGGCAUGGAGUGCCACGGUGUCCCUGUCGUCACCAUCUCCAGGGGCAAAGUGGUCUAUGAGGAUGGGCGGCUGCAGGUGUCAGCAGGACACGGCAGAUUCAUCCACAGGAAGCCCUUCUCUGAAUUUGUUUACAAAAGAAUCAGGCAAAGGGAUCAGGUGGGGAAACCUACAGCUGUGAUCAGAAAGCCCUAUGAAGGCAAAGUCAUUUCUAUAUGAACAACUGGCCCAGAACCUGGAAGGCGAGACAGUUCUGCAAGUCAUGCAUACAUUAUUCAGCCAUCAGCCUUCAGACAAAUCACCGUGUGCAGUAGAGGUGGCGGUGUGUUUAGGUCAGAUACUACCACUCUUCUAUUUGUUCAACUGUGUGAGGUUGUGCUGCUGAAAAGUAGACGUGCUCUAACAUAUAUUAUGCAAUCAAGUAAUUCACUGCAAGGAAUGAAAAUAGGGCUUAUGCAUGAUGUCAUGGUUGAGAAAUGUGGUGUGAUUUGGAAAAAGGGGAUCUUUCAUCACUUUAAGGUUUGUGCAUAGUUUCUAAAUAUGGCUUUAGUUGUGAAUGUGCCUGAUUUUUGUUGUUGUUGAAAUUUCUCCCAUUUUCCUUCAUGUUUGUUGCCAUUGGUAACCCAAAAGCAUCUUUCCCUUUGAUGAACUAUUCAUUAAAAUGAGUUACUUCGUUGA
This is a messenger RNA of Anarrhichthys ocellatus (wolf-eel), 2022 nucleotides long. It is a transcript of the gene dpys, whose product is annotated as dihydropyrimidinase. The transcript is spliced from 10 exons. The record is from RefSeq and is a predicted model, not a curated record. Gene Ontology annotation, molecular function: dihydropyrimidinase activity. Gene Ontology annotation, biological process: pyrimidine nucleobase catabolic process. NCBI's taxonomy places the organism in Eukaryota, Metazoa, Chordata, Actinopteri, Perciformes, Anarhichadidae. Gene Ontology annotation, cellular component: cytosol; cytoplasm. Bases 37 to 1563 code for a protein of 508 amino acids.